Closterium sp. Yama58-4 is the source of this 1021-nucleotide messenger RNA. The record is from the annotation of a GenBank genome assembly. Lineage: Eukaryota; Viridiplantae; Streptophyta; Zygnematophyceae; Desmidiales; Closteriaceae.
GAACCUCCUGGCAAAGAAGCCGCGCGACGAGCAGCAGCGAGCGCAGGUGCGCAGCAAGGAGGUGCCGCUGCCUGACGGGCCCCCUGCUGUGCUGGACGCCAAGGACUUGCAGCUCGCGCUGCAGCUCAGCGAUGCGUUCGAAAUUAACGAGGUGGACUGUGUUGCAUUGCUGGUGGCGGCACACCAUGAGUGGGGCAUAGCAGGGAGGGCGGACAGUGACGUGGUGCGGCUGGCAGCGGGGCUGUGGUUCACAGAGAGGCGUGCGCUGCUCUCCACGCUCUUCCUCCUCCUCAAGGUGGCAGUGCUGGACGACAGUGCAUCAGACCCUCUUCUCCUAGACCACGUGCGUCGCUACCUGCGCUCGCUGCUCCAAUCAGGCCUCACCGCCCGCCUCUUCCGCCUGCUUCAAGAGCUCAACCGACCCGACGCCUCUGGUUCGGGCUCCCCGAGCCUGGCUCUCGUGGUGGCUGGGGCUGCUCCCCCCGCUGGGACGUCGCCGUAUGUGAUGGACGGGAGGGGGCUGCUGGCGAGGCGGGGGGAUGUGGUGCAGCGGGAGAGGCUGCUGGUGGCUCAGUGCGUGGCGCUCGCAUGCCUGCUCUGCCGACUCGACCCCAAGGAGGCCAAGGAGCUCUUUGAGCUGCUGCAAGACGCCGCCCGUGAUUGGUCCGCUGCUGCAGCUGCCUCCUCUUCCUCCUCCACCGCCCUCGCCCUUCCCCCCAUCCCCACGCCCUUGUCUCUCCCGGUUGCCCCCUCACCCGCGCCCGCCUCUGUCAGCACUGCCACAGAAGCAGUGGCGCUGCACAUCACCUACACGCUCAUGUUCGCGCUGCUGCACGCCCUGCUCUCCGACUCCCUUGCCUCCCCCUCCUCCGCCGCUGCUUCUGCAGCUGGGGGGCCCGCUGCCCCUGCUGCUGGUGCCCCUGCGUCCCCCUCCCCCUCUGCGGCCCUGCCGGCUGUGCUGGCGCCCAACGAGGCGUUCCGCAAGGAGUUCAGCAAACUUGUAAGUUUGACGGUUCAUUGA